CCCGCGCCCCCUGCCGCUCGCGCUCGGCCAUGGCGGAGGCCUCUGUUGGCCGGCAGAGCCCCAGGGUGGUUCCAUACCCAGCCCGUGGUCUGUGUCCUGGAGAGCCCUCCCUUCAGAGCGCUGCAGUUGUGUCAAUGGGCUCAGCUGAUCAUCGACUGAACCUGGCAGAGAUCCUUUCCCAGAACUAUGGUGUGAGGGAAGAAAGGGAGGAAGAUGAUGCUCAGGAGAAGCAGAAAUCUUUAGAGGAGCUGGAGAAGAGUUUCAGUGCCUCUCAGAGCAGUGAAAUGCCAUUUGAGGAGCUGCUUGCACUGUAUGGCUAUGAGGCAUCAGAUCCCAUCUCGGAGCAGGACAGUGAGAGCAAUGACAUCACUCCCAACCUCCCUGACAUGACUCUGGAUAAGGAACAAAUAGCGAAGGAUUUGCUUUCAGGGGAAGAAGAGGAGGAGACACAAUCCUCAGCUGAUGAUCUGACUCCAUCCGUCACGUCCCACGAUGCUUCGGACUUAUUCCCAAACCAGCCUGGCUCAAACAACUUCCUUGCUGAUGAAGACAAAGAGCCAUGUUCAUCACCAUGUGCUUCCUCCAUGGCUGAGGACUCAGAGGUGGAUUCCAUCCCAUCCAAUGAGUGUAAGAAGGAGAUCAUGGUUGGACCUCAGUACCAGGCCACUGUUCCCAUCCUCCGUUUGAACAGGCACAGGCAGAAAGUGCUUUUUCUGUUAGCCUAUGAGAAUGAAGAUCAGCUGCUUUGGGACCCAAACAUCCUCCCUGAGAGGGAGGUGGAAGAGUUCCUGUACCGAGCUGUGAAGCGCCAGUGGGACGAGCUGGCUGGCAGCAGCCUGCCUGAGGGAGAGGUGGUCAAAGACAACGAGCAGGCUUUGUAUGAGCUGGUGAAAUGCAACUUCAAUGCAGAAGAGGCACUGAGGAGGUUACGGUUCAACGUGAAGGUUAUCAGAGAUGAGCUUUGUGCCUGGAGCGAGGAAGAAUGUAGAAAUUUUGAGCAUGGCUUUAGGGUCCAUGGGAAAAACUUUCACCUUAUCCAAGCCAACAAGGUCCGCACGCGGUCGGUGGGCGAGUGCGUGGAGUAUUAUUACAUGUGGAAAAAAUCAGAACGUUAUGACUACUUCACUCAGCAGACUCGUCUAGGAAGGAAGAAGUACGUCCUCCACCCUGGAGCCACGGAUUUCACUGACAAUGACCUGGAUGGGGUUGAAGUGGAAAACACAAAUCGUUCUCGGAGCUCCCCACCAAUUCCCUCUGCAGCUGGCUGCCUGGAUGCUCACUUUGGGCAGGAUCAGAUUGCAAUUGAGAGCACAGAGCCCCUGAGCGUGGAGAGCACAGCCUGCAGCCUGGGCAGCAUCAGUGAGUCAGGGCAGGGCUAUGAAUGCAGCACCCCCUCGGAGACAAACUGCUCCUUUGACCCCUCGGAGGAGACACCCUCAGGGGCUGUCCCUGUGCCCUGCCCACGUCGCUCUGUCACCCCCUCCGAGCCUGAGCUCUUCGCUUUGCCACCCGCGGCACCAGGACUGGCAGAGAAGCAGGAAACGUUGCAGAACUCUGGUGAGACAAUAACCAUGGACUUCACUCUCCCUGCAGACAUUAAUGAGGAGUUGCCUUUAAUUGCUGGAGAUGUGGAUUUGGACAGAGACCCUGAGGCAGUGGUGGCCCCUGCUCAAGUGUCCUUAUCGGUCACAGAUUUCGGUCUCAUCGGCAUUGGAGAUGUAAAUACUUUCCUGACUGCUCAUCAGGCUUGCCCAGCACCUGUGGCUCACUCAGAGCCUCUGUCACAGUGAAAGUCUCCAGUCACAAAUUUGUCACAGACCCAGCAAGGACUUUGACCUGACUGAGUGAAAUUCUGGAACUUCCACUGUCCUGUAGGGACAGCUUGGAGCUGUCGGUCGGAAUCCGUCUUUCCAUCCUCCUUGAUCCAAGGCUACAGUGAAACCAAACACCUUUCUGCUCCAGUGUAUCCUGACACAGUUGUGCAAAGUGGUGGCUGGCUUUCCUGAGUGGGGAGGUCCCUCACCCCCCUCCUGUGCUGGCCAUGUGUCACCCUGGGUGAUGCCAGUCUGCUCAGACAGUCCCUGCCUCGGGAUGGGGACGUGUCCCUUGGCCCCAGAGGGACAGUCUGAGGUGCUUUGAGAAGAGAGAUGUGUCACCAUCAUGGUGAGGGUGCAGGCUGGGGGUCUGAGAGCUUGGGAGGGCUGCAGGGCAGUUUCCUGCAGAGAUGGGCACGGUGAUGCCAAGGGAGGCUGAUCCCUCCUCCAUGGGCAGCGUGCUGCAGAAGGAGCCACUCACCCUGUCCUCCUCCCAGCAGCCAUGGACAGGACAGACACACAGCUGCUGAUGGAUGGAAACACUGCUGUGAGCAGUGAGUAAGGGGGUCAUGCUGCUGACAAGUGCUUUGGAUAUGCUGGAGGGGGGAAAAUAAUCUAGGACAUCUCCCAUCACCUGUGCACAGCCCCUGGGACCACAGCAGGCUCGGGGAAGGGGUGGCCUGGCUGGCAGUGUCACCUUGAGUCCUGCCUGGGACACUAUCCCAGGCUUUAGAGAGAGGAUUGGGACAAGCUGGGCCUUAAGGACCAUGACAGCAGCUGGGCUCUCAUGCCAGGAGCUCUGGCAGCAGCCACGUGUUCUGACUCUCCACCAGCUGCAAGUGGGACAUGGCCUGGCCCAGCCCUUGGGCAGAAAUGUCAGGUUUUGGAAGGGGGUGGCAGCAGCCACGUGUUCUGACUCUCCACCUGGUGGGACAUGGCCUGGCCCAGCCCUUGGGCAGAAAUGUCAGGUUUUGGAAGGAGAUGCUGUGUGUGCAGCAGCAUCGUGUGCACUCGAGUCCUUCUCACCUCCCUGUGCAGUGCUGGGCCAGGGAGAAUUUCUGUGGGGAGGAACAGGAGGUUCUGGACUCAGAGUGCUGCUGGCCAAGAGCUGCUGCUGCUGCUGCUGGCAGGGGAUGACCUGAUCUUGUCUGGACUGAAGUGCCAGAGGGUAGAAUGCAGGUGAAAACAUCUGUAACUUCCCAGUUUGUUCCAGCAGUUUGUCAGCAGAGGGAGGAGGUUGCUCAGCUCCCAGGGUGUCUGGGAUGUGGGUGUUAGCACAGUCCCACAGCAUCCCUGUGCCACAAAACAGGCUGUGCUGAGAGGAAGGUGUGUCUUCUCUGCCAUGGAAGGUGCCAGGUGCUGUGCAGAGCCCCAGCAGCCUGUCCUUGGCUGUGCUGGAGUCCAAAGCUGCUUCAGUUCCCAGGUGUGUUGCAGGUGUGGGGUUGGCCAUGGCUCAGUUGUUCCCAUUCCCCUUUUCCCAUGCAGGGAAUUCUCUGUGCUCUGCA
Messenger RNA from Melospiza georgiana, 3319 nucleotides. RefSeq names its product MIER family member 2 (gene MIER2). Gene Ontology annotation, cellular component: nucleoplasm. The record is from RefSeq and is a predicted model, not a curated record. Bases 30 to 1790 code for a protein of 586 amino acids. The transcript has 13 exons. NCBI's taxonomy places the organism in Eukaryota, Metazoa, Chordata, Aves, Passeriformes, Passerellidae. Gene Ontology annotation, biological process: negative regulation of transcription by RNA polymerase II. Gene Ontology annotation, molecular function: transcription corepressor activity; histone deacetylase binding.